AUGGACGAGCGUCUGCAUGUCACAGAUAAUGUCUACAAGGACCUGAACCUUGCGAUGGUCUUCCACCAGGUUCAGUGGAAGAAAGUUAGUGGACAAGAAUGGAAGGAGGCCUUUAACAUUUUCUUCCCACCUCACAAUGCACCACUGCAAGUGCAGCCACAGGACUAUCCAACAAUGAAGUAUUGGGAGGAAUGGUGGAGCAUGAAACAAAGAUUGCCAGCCGCCACUAUUGAUAUGGUCCAAAACAGUUUCUGGAAAUUAUUCAAGGAGUUGCUAUGGGUUCCAAAGCCACACAAGGACCGGCUGUGGAAAUAUGUUGUCAACCAUGACUUCAGGACAUUUCUGGCCAAUUACAGUGAUCAAGCUCCUCACAUCAUUGUGAGCCCAGCAUCACACACUCCGAGAUGGGAGCCAGAGCGUGUAUCCGGGGGAGCUGAUGAAGUGGAGGAAGAAGAGGUGAGUGAGGAAGAGCAUGGAGGUGAGGCUGAAGUGGACCAGUGA
Messenger RNA from Suillus bovinus, 501 nucleotides. RefSeq lists its product as uncharacterized. Bases 1 to 501 code for a protein of 166 amino acids. The record is from RefSeq and is a predicted model, not a curated record. The transcript has a single exon. NCBI's taxonomy places the organism in Eukaryota, Fungi, Basidiomycota, Agaricomycetes, Boletales, Suillaceae.